Sclerotinia borealis F-4128 is the source of this 1347-nucleotide messenger RNA. Lineage: Eukaryota; Fungi; Ascomycota; Leotiomycetes; Helotiales; Sclerotiniaceae. The record is from the annotation of a GenBank genome assembly.
AUGUCCUAUCGUGUUGAACUCGCAGUUACUGGACGCGCUGGAUGUAACAAUAAGGAAUGUAAAGAUGCUGGUAUCAAGAUUCAAAAGGAUGAGUUGAGACUGGGUACUUGGGUUGACAUUCAUGAUCAUGGUAGUUGGCAGUGGAAACAUUGGGGCUGUGUCACUGGAAAACAACUUCAAAAUUUAAGAAAGUAUCUUGAAGAUGAGAGGAAGCCAGGUAGUGGUGACUAUUUGUGGGAUAAGAUGGAUGGAUAUAAUGAUGGUGGAAAAGGUAGUCUGGAUAAUCAUCCUGAGUUACAGGAGAAGGUUAGACGAGUUGUUACUCAAGGAUAUAUUGAUUCGGAAGAUUGGAAAGGUGAUCCAGAGAUGAACGCCCUUGGCCAAACAGGAACUCGCACCACUGAAUCGAAGAAAAAGAUUAAGAAUCAGAAAUCAGCCGAAAUGGGUAAUCUGACUGAACUCCAAGCCAAAUGGGACGAAGCCGAAAGAGAAAAACAGGUACUGAUUGAUGAUGGGAAAGGCAACGGUUUAAAAGUCAAAGCUCUAAACAAGAAUAUUGCACAUUUUUCAAAGGAAAUGGCCGCUCGUCGAAAGGAAGAGGAGAAACAGAAGGCUGAUAUGGAAAUGGGAGCGAUUAAGGCAGAGAAGGCUAAUACACCACAGAAGAGAAGUAGAGUGAAGAAAGAAGAUGCCGAUGAGGAAGAAGAAGAUGAGAAUCCGGCGAAGAAGAAGAGAGGUGGGAAGGUCAAGAAGGAAGAGGAUUCGGACGAGGAAGUUAUGCCGGUUAAGAAAGCUCGAGGAAGAAAAGCUGUGGUUAAGAAGGAAGAGGAUUUGGAGGAGGAAGUUAUGCCGGCUAAGAAAGCUCGAGGAAGAAAAGCUGUGGUUAAGGAAGAGGAUGAUGAGGAAGAAAUGAAGCCAGCUCCCGCCAAGAAGUCUCGUGCCAAGAAAUCAACCACCAAGAAAGAAGUUAAGGAAGCAGAAGACGACGAAGAUGAAGAACAGAUCGAAGAAGAAGAGGAAAGAGUCAAACCUGCUCCCGCCAAGAAGCCUCGCGUUACGAAAUCAGCCAUUAAGAAGGAAGUCAAGGGAGAAGAAGACGACGAAGAUGAAAUUCUGACCAAGUCAGCUCCAGCCCCAAAGAAAGGUCGUAAGAAUUCGAAGAAAGUCAAGGAAGAAGAAGCUGAGGCAGAGGCAGAGUCAGAGGCAGAUACCCCAGAUUUAGUUUCUGAUAACGAUACAUCCAGGGAUGAACUUGUUGAUGAGGAAAUUAAGGUUGAGGAAGAUGAAGAGGAGAUUAAGCCUGCUAAGAAGGGCAGAGGAAGACCUUCGAAGAAGAGACGUGCGUAG